AUGGCGGUUGCUGCAACCGGGCGCAUGGCCCCGUCAGCCACCGGACAUGUACGACACAAUCCGGCAAGAUUUUCCGGCAGAAAUGGGAAAUCAGCGGUAAACUUGGGCCAUGGAGAACUAAUGGGCGAGAAGCUCAAGUUUGCGCCUUUUGUUCAAAGGAGCAAAAACCGUGCUAUCGUUACCACUCCUCGAGUCCGCAACUCACUUACAGCUGAUUUUUCAGGUGAGACUAAGUUGAGAGAGGUUGAUAUGGAGAAGAGAGAUCCAAGAACAGCCGUGGCAAUCAUUCUCGGAGGUGGGGCCGGCACUCGUCUUUUCCCUCUCACUAAACGUCGGGCCAAGCCCGCCGUUCCGAUAGGAGGAGCGUAUAGGCUGAUUGACGUGCCAAUGAGCAACUGCAUUAAUAGUGGCAUCAAUAAAGUGUAUAUCCUCACACAGUUCAACUCAGCUUCACUCAACCGCCAUCUCGCACGAGCCUACAACUCUGUUGGCCGUGGGGUUACGUUCGGGGAUGGCUUUGUUGAGGUUUUGGCGGCCACGCAAACGCCGGGUGAGGCGGGUAAAAAUUGGUUCCAAGGCACUGCGGACGCUGUUCGGCAAUUCCACUGGCUAUUCGAGGAUCCGAGAAGCAAACAUAUUGAGGAUGUUCUCAUUCUGUCGGGAGAUCACCUGUACAGGAUGGACUACAUGGACUUUGUUCAGAAUCACAGGCAGAGUGGUGCAGAUAUCACUAUAUCAUGUUUGCCGAUCGAUGACAGUCGCGCCUCGGAUUUUGGUUUGAUGAAGAUUGACAACAAAGGAAGGGUACUUUCGUUCAGCGAGAAACCCAAAGGAAAUGACUUGAAGGCAAUGGCUGUAGACACGACUGUUUUGGGACUGUCGAGGGACGAGGCUGAGAAGAAGCCUUAUAUUGCUUCAAUGGGAGUUUAUGUCUUUAAGAAGGAAAUACUUCUCAACCUUCUCAGAUGGCGUUUUCCGACUGCAAACGAUUUUGGAUCAGAAAUUAUACCUGCUUCGGCUAGAGAAUUCUUUAUUAAGGCGUAUCUGUUUAACGAUUACUGGGAAGACAUUGGUACAAUUCGAUCGUUUUUUGAAGCUAACCUUGCCCUGACGGAGCAUCCACCAAGAUUCAGCUUCUAUGAUGCAGCAAAGCCAAUAUACACAUCAAGAAGAAACUUGCCGCCAUCAAAGAUAGACAACAGCAAGAUUGUUGAUUCAAUAGUAUCUCAUGGGAGUUUCUUAACUAGUUGCGUUAUCGAACACAGUGUUGUCGGCAUUCGGUCACGUAUAAACUCCAACACUCACCUCAAGGAUACGGUGAUGCUGGGGGCCGACUACUAUGAAACGGAUUCCGAAAUUGCGUUAGCUUUGUCUAAGGGGAAAGUUCCUAUAGGGAUUGGUGAAAAUACAAGAAUAAAAGAAUGCAUCAUCGACAAGAAUGCUCGGAUUGGUAAAAACGUAGUCAUUGAAAAUUCGGAGGGUGUACAAGAGGCUGAUAGAACGUCGGAAGGGUUUUACAUUCGAUCGGGCGUCACAGUAAUACCGAAGAAUUCAAUUAUCAAAGAUGGGACUGUGAUAUGA
Messenger RNA from Striga hermonthica, 1581 nucleotides. NCBI's taxonomy places the organism in Eukaryota, Viridiplantae, Streptophyta, Magnoliopsida, Lamiales, Orobanchaceae. The record is from the annotation of a GenBank genome assembly.